AUGGCUGAGAGAAAAAGUGCACCGGUGCUCAUCACAGCACUCACAUUGUCGUCGCUUUGCACUUUCAUGCCAUGCUCUGGGGUGAACGUUAAAAUCGGCGUUCCUGAAAACUACGAUGGUAUUUUCCCGUGGUACCUAACCAAGCUUCAUAACCUGCCAAGUAACGCCACAGACCUGGUGUUGACAGGAGACGAUGAAGGAAUCUUUGGAGUUGAUGCUCAGUUCCUGUUUGCCAUAAAACCACUGGACAGAGAGAAACAGCCAUCCUACUCUCUGCAGGUGUCCUUCAGACCGUCUGAUGUCCCUCAGAACAUCAGAUCUCCGGUGCAUCGUCAGAGCUUCACAGUUGAAGUGUUCGUCAUCGACAAGAACGACAACGUGCCCGCUUUCAUAGAACAGAGCAUGAGAGGCAGCGUGCAGCUUGGGCUUCUCAAAGGGAUCCCGUUCAUGCAGGUGGAGGCGCUGGAUCGUGACGACCGUAACACCGCCCACGCUGAGCUGCGCUUCAGUCUGAUGGAGCAGACACCCAGGAUCCCCUCCAGUCAGAUGUUCUUCAUCAACUCCAUCACCGGAGAGGUUUCUCUCACUGAUGAAGGAGCCUCGACUCUGGAUCCAGAGAUGUGCGGCCGCUAUAAGCUCUCAGUGAUGGUGAAAGACAUGGCUGGAAAGGCAAACGCUUUUUUCACGACUGGCAUUGUGACUGUUGAAGUCACUGGAAACACCUGGGCAUCACCUGAUCCCGUGCGGCUCCAGGAGAACCUCCCGGGUCCUUACCCCAUACCCAUCUCUCAGGUCAAAUGGAGUGGGAGUCAAGCUGUGUACAGUCUGGAUGGAGAGUUUCCGGAGAUGCUCUUCACCAUCAGCAGAGAAGGAGUCAUUUAUCUCAACGCACCUCUGGACAGAGAGACACAAGACCAGUUCCAUAUUAGUAUUGUGGUUGAGCGCCCAGAUGGCAGACAGAUCGCCAAGCCAGUGGAGCUGAGAGUGAUGGUGGGCGACGCCAACGACAACAGACCCACCUUUCCACAAGCACAGUACCACACUGUGGUGAAGGAGCUGGCAGCUCGAGGGACAGAAAUUCUGACAGUUCAGGCAGCUGACAACGACGAUCCAAAGACAGACAACGUAAGGAUCUUUUACCGUUUAGUUGGACAGAUUCCAGAGAGUCCUCGUGCCCUUUUCAGAGUGGACCGGGACUCGGGCGUCAUCUCUGUCCAGGCGGACAGCAUGGAGGGGACAGCCCCCCAGUACACCCUGACCAUCACCGCCGAGGACGCCAAAGGUCUGAACAGUUCCUGCACAGUGGUUGUGACGGUGCAGGAUGAAAACAACAACCCACCAGUUUUCUCCCAACAUGAGUAUGGACCAUUCCACAUUGCAGAGGAUGCUCCGGCGGGCACCACAGUGGCAGCUGUGAUGGCGAGGGACGCAGAUGUUCGAGGGGGAGACAGCUGGCAGGUUAACUAUCGUUUAGAGUCUGGAAAUGAGGAGGAGGUCUUUAUGCUAGCGACUGACCGGCAGACCAAUGAAGUCUCUCUCGUGCUCACAAAGGUGUUAGACUUUGAGCGCGAAAGCGAGUACAUCCUGGUGCUCUGUGCCCAGAACCCAGUUGCUCUGGUCCGUGGCCGAUAUGGUCCUGCAUCCACGGCAACGGUCACCAUCUACAUUGACGAUGUGAACGAGGGUCCGAUUCUGUCUCAGAGUCAUUAUGAGGUGACCGUCAGAGAAGGGGAGGAACCAGGGCGGGUCAUUGCCACCAUCCGAGGUUACGACCCUGAUUCUCACCCAAUAAGAUAUUCUCUUCAAGGGGACACCAAGAAAUACUUCUCAAUAGGAAAGUAUUCUGGUGAACUGAAGACUGUGCAGGCCUUAGAUAGAGAGGAAAACAGCACAUACACCAUGGAGGUCAUCGCAGUAGAUGGACGAAACUCCUCCUUAUCUGCAUCCACGUUGGUGACGGUCCACAUCCUGGAUGUGAAUGACAACAGUCCGGUUCUGGUUGGAGAUUACUCCUGGAAGUAUCUGUGCACGCCUCGAUGGGAGGACCAAGCCCUGGUGCUGGCUUCACGGGACAGCGAUGGACCACAGCAUGGAGGGAGACUCAAUUUCUCACUGCGCAGUGAUGACACAGUUCGACUUAAUUGGAAACUAACUCCUAUUAAUGAUACUCACACCAACUUGUCGUUAAACAUCCCAUACCUGCCGCCCGAGGUCUACAUGGUGCCUUUCACCAUCUCUGACAGCAGCUCUCCACCCAGAAGCACCUUCAUAAACCUGCCAGUGACCGUGUGCCCUUGCAACGUCAGAGGGAACUGCAAAAUACCAGCCAAGCCGUUGCAGGGCAUGCCAACUAUUCAGUCUGCAGUGGGGACGCUGCUUGGAACCUUUACAGUCAUCGGAAUCAUCCUCAUCGUUAUUUUUGUGAGGCUGUCCUACCAGGACCCCAAACAGGAGAGUAAAACCCACCAGGAGAAAGUUCCCCUAAAGAUUUCAGUCUGA
This is a messenger RNA of Nematolebias whitei (Rio pearlfish), 2499 nucleotides long. It is a transcript of the gene cdh16, whose product is annotated as cadherin 16, KSP-cadherin. Bases 1 to 2499 code for a protein of 832 amino acids. Gene Ontology annotation, molecular function: calcium ion binding; cadherin binding. Gene Ontology annotation, biological process: homophilic cell-cell adhesion; cell morphogenesis; cell-cell junction assembly. The transcript is spliced from 17 exons. The record is from RefSeq and is a predicted model, not a curated record. Gene Ontology annotation, cellular component: adherens junction; plasma membrane; catenin complex. NCBI's taxonomy places the organism in Eukaryota, Metazoa, Chordata, Actinopteri, Cyprinodontiformes, Rivulidae.